Molecule: messenger RNA, 965 nt
Organism: Mercenaria mercenaria
Lineage: Eukaryota; Metazoa; Mollusca; Bivalvia; Venerida; Veneridae
Exons: 7
Coding region: 1-546 (181 amino acids)
Source: RefSeq, a predicted model, not a curated record
AUGGCUCUGCAGAUCUACAGAGCAAAACAAAACUGGGUAGCCUACCAUACACACAUUUUGCCACAGGGUGUUAGAGAAGAAGUAAGGGACACCGUUAAGAAAGAAACCAAUCUUAAACGGACUGAAUUUCCAAAAGAGGUGAAGGAAACAAAGGCAGAAUUUUUAAGAAAGUUCAUCACUCAUUUAUUGGGACCGAGAAGAAGACGAAGGAAUUUUUACCACAAAGAAGAACACUGCCCGGAAUGGUGGAGAAGAACAGGCGUGCCGUUCGUGUCUGUAAAUCACCCACCUAGAGGAGUUGGCAGGAUGAAAAUAGAGUCCUUGAGAAAGCUCUAUGAAAGCGCGAAGAGGGAAAAGGAAAGGAUUGCUGCCUUCACGGCAGUAUCUGCCGAAAAACCUUCAGCUUCAGCGGCAAAUGAAUCUACCUCUGCACCGCAGCCUUUAACUUCACAGGGUACUUCACAAUGUAAGCCACGACCUGGCAGGCCAGCUCUGCCAGGCUUAAAAGCUAAAGCUAAGGCAGAAAGACCGCCCUGGCGACACUGAAGAUGGAAUUCGACCAGUCUGACUUCAGCUUUACCGACUUCAGUGUGGGAGGAGUUUACGUCACUGCAAAAACUCCCAAUGGCGUGGUUAGGUACCCAAGUAACUACAGGUACAAGAUGCAAUCACCACAAACCACCGCGGAAAAUUUAGCGCAGGAACUGAUCGAAAAAUGGAAUGUUUAAAUAUUCAAAAGUGAACGAUUUUCUCGUGAAGCACGCUUCAUGAAGUACACUUAUUAACGAUAAAUUUGGAUGUUGGACUUUAGAAUGAACACCAGUAUAAAUGUGUUAAAUCAAUCAAAUACAAUCUCACUAAAAUAAUAGAAAAUUUGACGAUAUUCAUACAGUUGUUUAGUAUUUCUCCGCGCAGUGUUGUCUAGUUUUUGAUAUUGUUAAUUGUUAUGUAUACUAUAAUAAAUG